Pollicipes pollicipes is the source of this 2803-nucleotide messenger RNA. Its product is annotated as sodium- and chloride-dependent glycine transporter 2-like. Gene Ontology annotation, cellular component: plasma membrane. The record is from RefSeq and is a predicted model, not a curated record. Gene Ontology annotation, biological process: amino acid transport; nitrogen compound transport; sodium ion transmembrane transport. The coding region runs from base 305 to 2707 and encodes 800 amino acids. The transcript has a single exon. Lineage: Eukaryota; Metazoa; Arthropoda; Thecostraca; Pollicipedomorpha; Pollicipedidae.
UCGGGCGAAUUGGGACUUCACUGAACUUAGUGAACUUCAGCCAGUGCGACAUAUCCCCAUGACUUUCGCAGAUUUGGUUUCCUCAACAAACCUGUAGUUUAGAAUGUCAAUGAUAAAUGGUCUGUCCAUCACUGGGAAAAAUAGUGUGGUUCUACAAGCAUUUUGACUGUCUGUCUAAUGAUACUGAAAUACUGCGUCUCUGAACUGUACGCCUCGUGGGCAAACGAAGACUUUUAUGAAAAAGGUUGUGUCGCCUCAUCACACAAGCGUUUAAUGUAACAUCUUGGUGGCAAGUUUAUCAACAAUGACUGACAAGACAAAUUCUUCACAGGAGGACGAUGAGCUUGGUAAGAACAAUUUCUCCGAGAAUGCACCACCAGUCACUCUUCCUCCUAUACAAGAACAGGGCAUAUACGAACCUGCGUCGCUCCUGAAGAUGGAAGAAAAGAAGAAACGAACAAUCGAAACGGAGUUUGGCACCAUCAUCAUCGAUUCUAAAGGCAUUACAGUACGAUCGGAAAGAAAUCUCUCUGGUUCCGCGGAAAACCAAGCUACACACCCCUCGACAGAGAGCGCUGCAGUUAUCAGUUCAUUAGCCGGGUACGACUCGAAACGCUCGAGUCAACACCACGUCGGAUCGCGGAUGAUCUUGCUCAACACGUCGAAUACGUCGUCGCGGGCGAUAGACGCGGCGCUGGAGCGACAGGAGCGAACGGAGCGCGGCGUGUGGGGUUCGGACUUGGAGCUGAUUCUGGUCAUGUGCAGCUCUCUCUGCGGCAUGGGGAAGUUCGUCUUCUUUCCGCGGUUCUGGCUCAAGUAUGGUGGCUUUGCCUUCCACGUGGCCUACAUGGUUUGGCUGCUGCUGCUGGCGCUGCCACUCUUCCUGCUGGAGUCAGCGCUGGGCCAGUUCACGGCGCACGGCAUGACCGCCCUCAUGCCGCAGAUGGCGCCCGCCCUCAAGGGCUACUCCUACGCCAUGCUGCUCUCACUCGUCCUCUCCAUGGUGGCUUACAUGCCCGACGUCAGCACGGCGGUCAUCUACGGCAUCGAGGCAACCCGAAACCGGCAGCUGUGGAUGAACUGCACCGCCUUUUACAACAGCGACCUCUGCUACACGCGCAAGCUGGACCAGCUCUGCCGACGGAAGGGCGCGCUGCUUUACGCCUCCAAGCGGUGCCUCCGUUUGGAAGAGAUCUGCGGGCAUCACGUCAACUCGAGCCGACUGAGUCCGCUGGCGACGGCUUGCGUCCGCCAGCACAACGGCACGGCCCUCCUGAACAUGACCGAGGUCGGCCGCCUCCGAGAGACGGCCGGCAACGAGUUCUUCAACAACGUGCCGCACCGCGUGGCGCCGGUCGCCAGCCUGCGACACUUGAACGGGCCUAGCCUGGCUGCACUGCUCGGCUGCUGGACGUUCGUGGCUCUCGUCUCGCAGGCCGGUCUGGGCAGCUUCAAAUACUCGCUGCCUUUUUUGUUAGCUCUGCCACUCCUCAUCGUCUUCAUCAUUCUGGUCAACAUAAUGGUCUUCGGCGACGUCUUUCACAAGAUCUGGCGCCACCUCAUUCCCGAUAUCGGCAAGCUGGGAGACCCGGUCUGCUGGUUCCGCGCUGGCCGGUUCGCGAUAUUCUCCAUGGACGUGGGCAUGGGGAUAAACACGGUCAUGUACAGCAGGAACCUGCUCACGCACGACUGCAAGCGGUCGGCCAUCACAAUCACCGGCCUGCAGCUGGCGAUGGAGACGCUGUUCGGGCUCCUCUACACCUUCCUUCUGGGGAAGCAGGCUGCAGACUUGGACGUGGAGACCAGCGUUCUGACCGAUGACUCCAAGGACGGGCACCCGCUCAUUGUACUGUCCACGUCACUGGGAAUGCUCAGCGAUAGCCAGACGUGGUCGGCACUCCUGUUCCUGGCGUUGGUGCUGCUGGGCAUGGGAACAUGUCAGGCGGCUCUGCUCACCAUUGAGACCAGCCUGCGCGAGCUCUCCCUGCUCGGCACCCUGUCGACGAGGUCCGCUGUCUUCACGCUGUGCAUCAUCUUCUUUGUGCUGGACACGCUCUUCACGUUCCCUAGCGGAUAUUACGCCAUGCUGGCUCUCCAGCAGUACGCCAUCAGCUACUUCCACGUCGUUCUGACGUUCGCGCUGGUGGUGUGUGUCAACGCCAUCCUCGGCGUGGACCGCGUGCUAGACGACAUCGUUAAUAUCAUGUCGGUGCACAUGCGGUGGUCGCGCUCCUUCUGGGCCUUGUCGUGGCGCUACGUGUGUCCCCUGCUGCUGCUCAGCCUCUUCGUCGCCAGCAUCGUGUACCAGGCGGCCGAGCCGCUGCGCUACAUGAACGCGCCACUGCCCGCCUGGACAUCUGUCUUCGGUGGGGUCAUGGUCACGUGCCCGCUGGUGCUGCUCAUCGGCGUCGUCUUCCGCGUCCACAUGGACAGCGAGACGUACGGCCAGGACCUGUUCGUGCCGACCCGACGCUGGCGGGCGGGCCUGCGAGCACUCUCUGACACGGCCGUCACCCCGAAGGCCACGGACAGCUCGCUGCGCUCGGCAGGUCAGUCGUCCUCCCACUUUCUCGUGCCGGCGGCACCCUCGCUGAUGACGCAGAUGUACAGCGGCAUUUCCAGCCGACACUUGGUGGGCACCGUCAGCAGCCGCGAGCAGAAGUCCAGUGAGGAUCUGGGGCCAGAAGGCAAGGAGGCGGACGUAUAGCGGAGGAGUGAUGACAGCCCUGUGCUAGUGGCGGGUGAUGCGUAGGUGACGACAUGAUGUGGAAUGCACUCGCAUAACGGCGUAAGAAAUCGCUGG